UGAAAUGCAGGCAGCCCUCACGGGUCAGCUCUUGGGGCAAUUUUGACUGGGCUUACAGGACCGAGACUUGUGGACCACCACGAGGAGUACCCAAGAGCCACAGUGGGGGCCCCCGAAAGGCCCACUUUUGGGGGCACAGCGCUGCCCUCCUACAAGAACCUUCCCGGAGUGCUGCUUCUUUCUUCUUCCUCCAGGUCCCAACCCAAAGACGAUGUCAAGCUCCCUGAAUAUCUGGAGCAGGGACAGAAGGGCAGACCCGUCUCCUCUGGUCCUUCUGCACGAGGAGGGCCCCCCUCCGGAGCCCCAGACCAGCGGGUGGCCAGUGAUGGUCAGCUUGAUGGGCGGGGGACUGCUGUGCGCAGCCUCCGGCCUGGUCCUCCUCAUCGUUGCCACGGCGACUGACUUCUGGAUGCAGUACCGCUACUCGGGCAACCUCAGCAACCAAGGGCUGUGGCGGUUCUGUGUGGGCGGCAAGUGCCACCCCCACACCAUCACCCUCGCCUUCUGGGAUGCCACCCGGGCCUUCAUGCUGCUCUCCAUCCUCUCCUCCUUUGCGGGGAUCAUCUUGGGACUCACCGCCUACUCCAGCGGUGCCCGGUCCGCCCGUAUCCGCUCUGCGGGGAUCGCGCUGAUGAUCGCAGGUCUCUUAGCCUUGUUGGGCGUCUCGGUGUACACAGGCGUGACGGUGAAUUUCUACGGCAAGCGGUACGCCGAAUGGCGCUUUUCCUGGUCCUACAUCCUGGGCUGGAUCGCUGUCAUCCUGACCAUCUCUGCAGGUGUCUUCCACAUCUGUGCCGUCCCCAGGAUUUCGUCCCCAGACAGCUCCAACGUGGCAAGUGCUUAACUGUCUGCCAUCCUGGUGCCUGGAUCCAUCCCCACCCUGUCCAGAAGCAGAAUAUCCCCUCGCGCUCAUCUGUCUGGCUCUCUGCCCCUUCCCUCAGGUCCUCUCCCCUGCUUCUCUUUCAGGACUGACUCAGCGACAAGAACAAGGAAAAAUAUCUGGAACGUUGAUGGCGAAAUGCUGGCAGAAACCUACUGCUUUCGCCUGUCCUUGCCAUCUUGACUGGAGCACUGGUCGAAACUCCCACACGUGUCCUGCCUCCCACAUGAGCUCUUGCAUUUUCAUUGAGAACCAAUGAGUCAAAAUGGCAAGGAAGCCGAUUUAGGCUAGCCAUUAGGAAGAAUUUCCUCACUGGACCAGCGGUUGGACAGUGGAACAGUCUGCCUCAUGCAGACUCCUCCACUGGAGGUUUCUCGACAGAGUCUGGAUGGCCACCUGUCAGGGAUUCUGGAGCAGAUUCCUGCACUGAGCCGCGGGGGUGGACUAGAUGUCCUCCAGGGUCCCUUCUAGCGCUAACAUUCUGUGACUGUACACCCAGACAAUUGCUCCCUCCUCUGCUAGGCAGCUCAUAAAGCUCAGCCUCCCUGUUUCCUGCUUGCUCUCAGUGCCAGCCAGAGCAGUUGGGAUGGAGGUGGGGUUGAAGUCACACUCCCAGGGGUCGAGAAAGUAAGGAGUGUAGUUCAGCCACACUGGCAUUCUUGUACCUGUGCCGGAGUGUGGUUUAGCGUCCAUUUUCCUCCUCUGCCUUGCUCGGUGUGUGAGUCUGCUUUUGUGCCACACAUCCACUAGGGGGCAGCAGCUACCAAGGGGCUGACCAUGGGCAGCUCUUGUGCAAUCAUGCGUGGGUGCGCACCACCAAUGCAUUUGCUGAUGUUCACAGGGCUUUUGGCAGAAGGAAAGGGCAGAGGGAGGACAGACAGUGCGCGUCAGGCUCUCCUGAAACUUCACCGUCAGUUUUCUCCGUCAUCCUAGUUGUGGACAGCUCAUAGUAUUGUGAAAUAUUCUUCAGUGAGGCUUUCUCUAGAGAACAACAACUGGUCUCCACUGUCAGGACCACUGACCCAGAGGAGACCCUAUCAAAGGAGGAGGAGGAGGAGGAGUGCCCCUUAGCAGUGUGCAUGGACGGUUCGGCGCUGAAUCCUCAAACCAGGCCGGUUCGGCAGUUGGAUCGCGGACUGAACCGGGGCGGUUUGGCGAUCGAAGCGAACCAACCCCAGUUUGGGCGGACCAGUUAGGCACUGAACGGGCCGCUGGCGGAGGUGGGGCGGCGAUUUGAUUCGAUGUUGAUUCGCCCCACGUUCAGAUUGCAUGUUAGCGUGACAAUAAACAGCAUGUGGAACCAUAGAGGGCAAGGAGCUGCAGUCCAAAACC
Hemicordylus capensis (graceful crag lizard) is the source of this 2212-nucleotide messenger RNA. Its product is annotated as lens fiber membrane intrinsic protein-like. The record is from RefSeq and is a predicted model, not a curated record. Lineage: Eukaryota; Metazoa; Chordata; Lepidosauria; Squamata; Cordylidae. Gene Ontology annotation, cellular component: plasma membrane. The transcript is spliced from 6 exons. The coding region runs from base 212 to 844 and encodes 210 amino acids. Gene Ontology annotation, molecular function: structural constituent of eye lens.